Pomacea canaliculata is the source of this 2299-nucleotide messenger RNA. RefSeq names its product thiamine-triphosphatase-like. Lineage: Eukaryota; Metazoa; Mollusca; Gastropoda; Architaenioglossa; Ampullariidae. The record is from RefSeq and is a predicted model, not a curated record. Gene Ontology annotation, biological process: thiamine diphosphate metabolic process; dephosphorylation. Gene Ontology annotation, molecular function: thiamine triphosphate phosphatase activity; magnesium ion binding.
UCUUAAUCAGCUCCAUAACAACCCCUUUAUCUUUUUGUUUCUAUUCUUUCUAACUCACAUUUCAGUGGGCAGACGUCAAACGAUUGCUUCCAAUGGCUAGUAGCAGACGACACCAAUCGCUAUCAGCAGAUUAUUGUACGACUAUGUACAUCAAGGCUGAUAAUCAAUAUCAAUGUGAAAUAUGAAGUAAAUUUAUGUCAUUUAAAGUCAAAAUGCACUGCUUGUAACCUAUUUUAGAUAUAUAUGACGCCACGGAUACCACAGCGGACGGCACUUGCCUUUACUUAGCGCUUCCCUCGCUUGAAGUUUCCGCCACUGCUUCCCCCUGGUUGACCGAGGAACACAGGUCAUCGAUUAGCACAAAGAAAGGAACAGCUACUGGAAGGAAAAUCCAAAAGUGAUAGCUUCUUCUGUCAGCAUAGUUUUGUUAAGUGGUGAAAACUGAGUUUUAUACAAGACAGCAUUCAUCAACUCUUCUACCUAGUUCUCACAAGAUGGAGGAAAAGGAGGGCUUGACUAGUACGGAGAUUGAUGCUACUGCUGCCGAGGUGUAUGUAGACCACAGAGAGACAGUUAUCUGUGCCCCCGGUCCCCGCACGCUCAGUGCUUCAAAGCAGGAAAUGACGUCGAGCGAGGUCCCAUCAGAUCAGCCCGCUCCGGGAGCGGAAGUGAGGACAGACCCUGAUAAACAGGAGACGACGACGCCGACGCCGGCGACCGUAACAGUGGUCACGCAGCAUGUGACCACCAUUUACACUCAGAAGAUCGGUGGUGCGAAAGCAGGCUCGGCGAAGUUGAGCCAGGACGAAGGUUCGUCGAGGGACCAAGCUCUCGCGGGGAACAGGGCACAAGGAGAGGCCGCAGAGGGGGAAGAUGGAGCAGGCGGCUGCGAGGACCUGACGGACGUCGUCAACAAUAACAGCUUGAUCGUGGGUGGAGCACCACCGCCACAGCAGCAGCAGCAGCUGCAGCACAAACAGAAAUCUGCAGCAUCGAGGUCAGUAUCGGCGACGUGCCAUCGCCGACCACCUCUACCACCACUACUGCCUUCUCGAAAGUGUUCGGCAAAACAGUGGACGCCACCACCUCUUCGACCACCGCCCCUAUCAUGGAAGCGUCAGCGACUUCUGCGAGCAAAGAGCGCCAUCUUUCGGAGUGCAGCAUCUCCGUGUCUGGUCAUGGCGUCAGCAAUGCCAGUCAGGAAACGGGAUACGAGGUCUCGCUCUCCGCAGGGGCAAGCAAGGAAGAAGAGGAGGAGGAGGGAGGAGGGAAGAGAGCAGACCCAGGAGGUUAAGGACGACGAAGGCAAGGUUGCGGAGUACAAUCCCGGUCUCGCUAUCAGAGCCCUGACUCUGGAGGGCCUGCUGGAGAAGAGGGUCUCCCCAGACGGCGACGCUGCCUUCCCUGACCAGACCCAAGCCGCCGCCCUCGCCAGGCCUGCCACCGAUUUGUCUACGCUGUCGGCUGCUGAUAAGACUAAUGACGGAACCGUAAUUUGCCAGACGGAAGGAACGUCUGCUCUGUCUCACGAUGGUGUGGCUUCCGAGGCCGAGAGCUUCUCCGUCUCGUCGGAAACCCUCGCGCUCUCGCGUGCUGCUGAGGCUGAGUCCGUUGUGCUACAACAGCAGCAGGGUCGGCUGCUGGACACCCGUACGGCCGGCGGCAGCUUCUGAUGCAGUGCACGGAUGAUGCUGCGCCAGUGGCUACCAAGCUUUUGUUCAACCCCAUUGAGGUGGAGCGCAAGUUCACCAUCGACGACAACACCGAGGCCCGCCUGAGGGCUCUAGGCGCACAGCUACGGGUGGAGAAGGUCUUUCACGACGUCUACUACGACAACGACAACUAUACCCUGAUCCUCGGCGACUGCUGGCUGCGGCGUCGCAACGACGUCUGGGAAGCCCGCGUUCCCGCCAGGUCGACGAUGACACCAUCCCCAUUAACUCCAACCACCACCACAUACAGCCCUCACACGCAAUACAGAGAGCUGAGCAGCGAGAAGGCCAUAUCGGCCUGGCUGGUAGAAUGCCUGGGAUUGGAUGCUUGGCUGAAGGGAGAUCCCAUGGAGCUGGUGGUGCAGGCGGCCGGCCUCGGCGAGUUCGCCCACGUCAUCACCACCCGGCGCUCCUACACCCUCCCGUCCUGCACGGUCGACCUGGACUUCACCGACUACGGUUUCCGGGUGGGUGAGAUUGAAGUCAUGGCCGCUUCUCCAGAGGACGUGCCCAGGGCCUUGAAGACCAUCAGCGGCGUGGCCGAGCAGCUAGGUAAAGCAAGGGAACGAGUAUUUAGUCGUGCUUAA